Messenger RNA from Marchantia polymorpha subsp. ruderalis, 1550 nucleotides. Lineage: Eukaryota; Viridiplantae; Streptophyta; Marchantiopsida; Marchantiales; Marchantiaceae. The record is from the annotation of a GenBank genome assembly.
GGGAAGGACGUUCCUACGGGAUGUUCAAAUGCGUACACUGCGCACGAAGGCAACGUGAGCCCCUCGUUCUCCUGUCGGUGCAAGAGCUCACAGGCAGAGAGAGAGAAAGUGAGGCGCAGCGGAGCAGUGCCUGAUUUGCGAGCUGAGGGCCGGUGGUCGGAUGCAGAGGCUCUACCUCGUGCACGAGAAUGCGAGGGGUGAUGAGCAGAACAAUCAAGUGAUCGGCAUUAUUCAGAAACUUGUUGAUCGCUCGCAAGGUGGUGGACAGGACGACGAUCGACACUUGUAGUGCUUCAAACGUAACGCCAUGCCGCCGAAUUCGAGGCCCGGAGAUGCGGUGUUCGCCAAUGUGGAACGAGUGAAUGCCGAGCUUUUUACGUUGACAUAUGGAGCCAUUGUCCGCCAGCUGCUUACCGAUUUCGAAGAAGUGGAUGAAGUCAACAAACAACUUGAUACGAUGGGUUACAACAUUGGGAUUCGACUGAUUGAUGACUUCCUAGCCAAGGCGAACAUCACAAGGUGCUCGGACUUCAGAGAAACCGCAGAGACUAUUGCGAAGGUUGGAUUCAAAAUGUUCCUUGGAGUUACUGGUUCUGUCGCGAACUGGAACGCAGACGGCACAGAGUGCAGUCUUAUUUUGGAUGACAAUCCUCUAGUGGACUUUGUGGAGCUCCCAGAAACCUGUCAAGGACUCUACUAUUGCAACAUUUUGUGCGGAGUUAUCAGAGGCGCUCUGGAGAUGGUAUCAAUGCGAACAGAAGUAAAGUUCGUAAAGGAUAUUCUUCGAGGAGAUGAUGCGUAUGAGAUGCGCCUGAAGCUCUUGGAGCAAGUACCUGAGGAAUACCCGUACAAAGAUGACGAUUAGUCAAAGUACAAUACUUUUCCAGCAAUUCAAUGUCUGUACCCAGUAUUCAAAUCAUUGUAACAUACACAUCUCCAACAUCUCAUCCGGAUCCAAGAAGCAGACGAUUCAAUCGUGAGAAGCUGGAAGUCUAAAAGCUUGUCUUUCUGCUGAUUCUUCCUGUCAUUUUUACCAACAUUUGGGCCUCCAUAUGUUCUGUACUUACAGAAUUGAUACUGUUGUCCAUUCUGUUGCCGACUCUAUAGAGCUAAUCAUUGCCAUCAGCAGCGUCUUUGGUUGAGCUUACCAUUUGUACUAAACCUGCCUGAUAUUUUAGUUGCACGCUUGGGAAGGAAAUAAACUCCAUUCUAGGCAGAUCAUUAUCGUUUGCAUCUGCAUCUAGUAGAAUCUUUCAUUUCACGAUGGACUUUUGUUCAAUGGCAAUGAGCAGAGUCGUCACUACUUCACUUUUCUUUGGUAGUCUCACCAUUUUACAGCGGAGAUCUUUCAGUCCUUUAGAUCUUCAGCUGAGUUUGUGUUUGGCUCUUCCACUUCCUUCUCGUGGCUGUGCACAAUUUAGGGCGAUGUACACUGGUCCUAAAACGGAUUGGCCUAUACUCAACUUUCGGUCCUCGUGUUGAUCAGAAAGAAAGAUUUCAAACUUGAAAGUUACCUUGUACUGAGAGAUUACUCUAUUACGUAUGACCGC